UUACGUGCAAUUUUCGGAAAAUACACUUGCGGUUUUUGCUCGCGAUUGUUUUUGACGUUUAUCAUUGUUCGUUGUUUUAAAGAAAAAAAUAUAACCGAUUAAAAAGUAUCGGAACUCACGUCACUUUCGAUUCUGUUAAUUUUGCAGGCAUCGAUGAUGCAUCAUAAUGUAGCGCAUGGCUGUCGCGCUCCGAAACUGUCUCGUGCCUUCAAAUCGCCGUCCAUAUCGUGACAAUAAAUCGUCCUCUCUUUGAGAUUAUUUUUUUAAAUUUUUCGAAAUCUUGUUAUUCCCGUUUUUUCACUCAGAAGCAAAUUAUGUUCGUCGGCAUCCGCGCGAUGAAUGUACUUAAACGAGCUUAUUUUCCCUCCGUGUCUAUUAUCGAUCUAGCCACGAGAUUGCCUUACCGAGAUCCAAGAUCACGUUCGGGUCUCUUUUCGAAAGUCUCUUUUUUUAUUUUUCUCGAUCGUGAGUUUGAACGAGAAUCAGCUCCGUCCCUUCCUUGUGCCUUUUCCCGAUUCACUACUCCUAUUAUUGUGAUUGGGGCGAACGUUCGUGAUCCCUCGAAGAACACGAAGAUCCAGCAGCCAAGGAGGACCGACUUCGUAAUCUCUUCGCAGAUAUAGAAGUCUUUCUCUCUUUCUCUCUCUUCCUCUCUCUCUCUAUCUCUCCCUCUAUUUCUCUCUCUCUAUCUCUCUCUAUCUCUAUCUCUGUGCUGUUUUGCUUGAAAUCCGCGCUGAACGUCCACGAGCGCAACGAAUCCGUCCGAGCAAGAGAGAAUCCUACGAGCGCGAUCGAGUGACACCAUGAUGACACUAGCGCGUCAAGUGAUUCUGGAGGUUUUCGCGCACGUAGAAGAUCACCUCAGGCAAUCGCAAUGGCCACGCUAUCCUUGCGCAUCUCUAUACCGGAAAAGAAUGCCACCAAGAUGAUGCAGUUUGAUCCCAGCACAUCGGUAUACGAUGCCUGUCGCAUUAUCAGAGAAAAACUCGCUGAAGCCAGCAACAUGGGUCAACCAAAAGACUAUGGUCUAUUCCUCGCUGAUGAGGAUAUAAAGAAGGGAGUUUGGCUCGAACCCGGGCGAAACCUCGAUUAUUACAUCCUGAGAAACGGAGAUCUACUCGAAUACCGUCGAAAGCUCCGUACUCUCCGAGUUCGCAUGUUGGACGGAACGCUGAAGACCAUGUUGGUGGACGACAGUCAACCUGUGGCAAAUCUCAUGGUAGUAAUAUGUACGAAGAUAGGCAUCACGAAUCAUGACGAGUAUUCUUUGGUGCGCGAAUUAGUGGACGAGGAAAAUGAUAAUCAGAAACCCGGAAAUUUCGGCACUCUUACAUUGAAGCGAAAGAAGGAAGAGAAGGGCGAAAGAGACGCCAAGAUGGAACAAUUGAGGAAGAAGUUAAAAACUGAUGAUGAAGUUAAUUGGAUAGAUCCAAGUAAGACUCUACGCGAACAAGGUAUAGAUGAAUCCGAAACCGUUUUAUUAAGGAGGAAAUUUUUCUUUUCGGAUCAAAACAUCGACAGUCGCGAUCCUGUACAAUUGUCGCUAUUGUACGUGCAAGCACGAGAUGCGAUUCUAGACGGUACACAUCCGAUUACGCAGGAAAAGGCUUGUGUUUUUGCUGGGAUCCAAUGUCAAAUCCAGUUUGGCGAUCAUAAAGAGGAGAAACAUAAGCCAGGUUUUUUAGAUCUUAAAGAAUUCUUGCCGCAAUCGUAUGUGAAAGUCAAGGGAAUAGAAAAGAAGAUCUACGCGGAGCAUAAGAAACACAUCGGGCUGUCAGAGCUGGACGCCAAAGUCCUAUAUACCAAGACCGCCAGGUCGUUGAACACAUACGGUGUCACGUUCUUUUUGGUAAAGGAGAAGAUGAAGGGCAAGAACAAGCUGGUACCGCGUUUGCUCGGCGUGACAAAGGACUCAGUCCUGCGACUCGACGAGAAAACGAAGGAAAUUCUAAAAACGUGGCCGUUGACGACUGUGCGACGAUGGGGUGCUUCACCGAACACUUUUACUCUGGACUUUGGCGACUACUCUGACCAAUAUUACAGUGUGCAGACUACCGAAGCGGAGCAGAUACUUCAAUUGAUUUCCGGUUAUAUCGACAUCAUAUUGAAAAAGCAAAAAGCAAAGGAUCACUUUGGUAUCGAGGGAGACGAGGGAUCUACUAUGGUAGAGGACAGUGUAUCGCCUCUAAAGGCUACCAUCAUGCAACACGAGACUAGCAAUGUCGGUAAAGGAAAUGUAGAAGCCGUCUCGGUUGCCAUACCAGCUGUCAUGAGGGCCGGAGGAGAUGGGGCCCGACCAUACGGGACUGGUCACAUAGGUGGUGCCCAAUACACGACCGUCAGCGGACAGGUGAACAUCGCUCAUGCCCCACCUAUGGUUCAGCAAACUAAAGUGACAUCCGUCCUAUCCGAACCGCAACGUGCCUUAUUGUCGACUAUCACCGCUGGUCAUGAGGUGAUCCACAUCGCCGAGAUGGAACUGUCUACGAAGGCUCAGCUGCCCGAACUAGGAACAGAUCCAGCAUCCUUGAAAUGGAUUGAACAAACAAUCGAUACCCACAAACAAAAUGUAGGCUCGCAGAUCGCGGCGAUGAACGCCGCGACCGCACAGGUGGUUACGUUGACUUCGGGACCAGCGGAUGAUGUCGAUCAUACCGCGGUGGGAGCCGCGAUUACUACAAUUGCUACGAAUCUACCGGAGAUGACGAAGGGCGUGCGAAUGAUAGCUGCUCUCAUGGAGGAUGACUCGUCUGGCGAGCGAUUAUUGGAUGCUGCUAGAAAACUUUGUUCAGCGUUCUCGGACUUGUUGAAGGCCACAGAGCCAGAGACCAAAGAGCCUUUCUACAUAACAACAACCUACGAACAAUAUCCACGACAGAAUCUCUUAAAUGCGGCGUCACGAGUGGGCGAGGCGUCACAUCAAGUAUUGACAACCAUUGGCGAAGAGGAUGACUCGAAUCGUGAGCUGCAAGAUAUGUUACUUGCGCUUGCCAAGGCCGUCGCCAAUACAACCGCUGCUUUAGUGCUGAAGGCAAAGAACAUAGCAGCUACAUGCGAAGACUCAGCUACACAAAAUAGGGUAAUAUCGGCCGCGACACAAUGCGCAUUGGCUACAUCGCAGCUCGUAGCCUGCGCCAAAGUGGUGGCGCCGACUUUACACUCGCCCGCCUGUCAAACACAACUGAUGAAUGCUGUGCGUGAAGUGACUAAAGCUGUAGAGCGUCUGGUUCAAGUCUGCAACGAGACAUGCGGCGACGAGAAUCUGCUGAAAGAAUUGAGUAUCGCUGCCAGCGAAGUCAGCCGCACUUUGAAUGAUCUUCUCAAUCAUAUCAAAACUGCGACUAGGGGAGAACGCGCUAAGGAAUCUAUUCAGGAAGGCGCGGUGGAAACCAUUUUAAUUGCGACAGACAAACUGUUCGCCAGUACCGGUGAUGCUGGUGAGAUGGUGCGACAAGCACGAGUAGUUGGUCAAGCUACUGCGCAGUUGAUUCAGAGUAUUAAAGGUGAAGCGGAGAGACAGACGGAUUCAGAGCAACAGCAACGGCUUCUGGCAGCAGCAAAACUGCUCGCUGACGCCACAGCCAAGAUGGUGGAAGCGGCACGGCAGUGCGCCAGUAGCCCGCAUGAUGCAAGAAUGCAGGAUCAACUUCGCCAGGCAGCUGAGGAAUUACGAGUUGCGACUACUGCAGCAGCGACUCCAGCAUUACGCAGAAAACUCAUUACACGCUUGGAGGCGUGCGCUAAACAAGCCGCGUCUACAGCCACGCAAUGCAUCGCGGCAUCUUCCGGUGUCGGACAUCACAACACGAAUCCGACUAGUCAGGAGGAACUUAACAUGGAGUGCCGUACAAUAGCUCAACAUAUCCCUUAUUUGGUAUCGGGAGUAAAAGGCACACAAGCACAACCAGACAAUCCUACGGCGCAACUAAACUUGAUAAACGCUUCUGAGCAGUUCCUACAACCGGGUACUGCCGUGGUAAAGGCAGCUAGGGCCGUUUUACCAACUGUUACAGAUCAGGCGUCUGCUAUGCAGCUAAACAAUACUUCGCAGCAGUUAGGAUCUUCAUUAGCGGAUCUAAGAUCAGCGGUGACGCGCGCUAGAGAAACCUGCGGUGGAUUAGAGCUUGACGCUGCGGAGGAAUUGAUAAAUAGUUUGAAAGACGAACUGGGCGAAUUCUAUCGCGCCGUCGAGGCUGCCUCAUUGAGGCCACUACCGGAAGAGACAACGGAAUCUACUGCUUUGCGACUUGGCGCCACAUCAAAGAAUGUUGGAUUUGCUAUGGCACAGUUAUUGUCCGCCGCCAAACAAGGUAACGAGAACUACACCGGAAGUGCUGCUAGAGAAACUGCGUCGGCUUUGAAAGACCUUACUUAUGCCGUGCGCGGUGUAGCCGCUACAUCUAAUCAGCCGGAAACGCAGAAGAAAGUAUUGAUGACCGCCGAUGAUGUGAUUCUGCGAUCAUUGUACUUGGUUAAGGAAGCGCGACGUGUACUGAAAAAUCCUGACGAUCCUGAGAAUGAGGCCAACUUAGCCGCAGUCGCCAAAGACGUCUCUAAUUCGUUGAAUAAAUGUGUAUCCUGUUUGCCCGGACAGAGAGACGUAGACGAAGCGAUACGCAACAUUGAUGAUAUGGCACAAGUGCUCAAUAUGAACGAGUUUCCACAAACGAGCAAGAGUUAUGGACAAUUACAGAGCGACCUCAAUAAUGCAGCCGCCAAUUUGAAUGACGCAUCCUCGAAUAUAGUGUCAUCCGUGCGUUCACCCGUGCAGCUCGCAAACUCGUCGAAGCAAUUUACUAAUGCUUUCGGCGAUCUAUUGGGCGUUGGCAUGGAGAUGGCGGGUCAAACAAUGAUCGAAACCCGUAGUCAAGUGGUGGUGUCGCUGAAAAAUGUCACUAUGACAUCCGGCAAGCUCCUUGUAACUGCCAAAUCAGUCGCAGCCGAUCCCACUGCGCCAAACGCGAAGAAUCAGCUUUCAGCAGCGGCACGCGCGGUCACCGACUCCAUCAACUAUUUAGUAGACGUGUGCACUUCGGCGGCACCCGGACAGAAUGAAUGCGACAACGCUAUCAGGAAUAUUCAGUCUAUGCGGUCUCUACUGGACAAUCCGAGCGAGCCUAUUUCUGAUGCAUCGUACUUUGAAUGUUUGGAAACUGUCAUGGAGAAGAGCAAGAGCCUCGGUGAUGGUAUGACUGGCAUUGCAAAUUAUGCGAAAAAAUCGGAGCACGAGAAUUUCUCUGUAGCGGUCCGCGGAGUUUCCUCUUCAAUCUGUGGCUUGAUCGAAGCCGCGGCUCAAGCUGCUUACCUUGCAGGAGUAAGCGAUUCUACAUCAGUAGCAGGUAAACCGGGUCUAGUGGAUCAAGCGCAAUUCCUAAGAGCAGCGCAGGCCAUACACAGCGGCUGCCAAAGUCUUGGCAAUCCGACCACUACACAAGAGCAAGUGCUUUCAGCCGCUACCAUAAUUGCUAAGCAUACUAGUGCUCUUUGUAAUGCUUGUAGACUCGCUUCCAGCAAGACCAGCAAUCCGGUAGCUAAACGGCACUUUGUUCAAUCCGCCAAGGACGUCGCCAAUUCAACGGCGUGCCUUGUUAAAGAGAUUAAAGCGCUCGAUAAGAAUUAUUCUGAUGUCAAUCGCGAGAAAUGUGCGGAAGCCACGAAACCGUUACUCGAAGCAGUCGACAAUCUCUGCACAUUUGCGAGUUCUCCCGAGUUUGCGAGCCAACCGGCUAAGAUAUCUAUCGCGGCUAGAGUUGCCCAAGAACCGAUCACUAGCGCUGGCAAAUCCAUUAUUGAUGGUUCGUGCGCCAUGGUACAGGCUGCCAAGAGUCUCGCAGUUAGCCCGAAGGAUCCGCCGACUUGGCAGUUAUUGGCUAAUCACAGCAAAAGUGUCAGUGACUCGAUAAAAUCGUUAGUGGCAUCAAUCCGCGACAAGGCACCCGGUCAGAAAGAGUGCGAUGCGGCGAUAGAAAAGCUAUCAGCACGCAUACGUGAACUUGAUGCUGCUUCGUUAAGUGCAGUAUCGCAGGCACUGAUACCACGCCGUGAGAACACUGUACAGGGAUUCACCGAUCAAAUGGAGAGCAGCGCGAGUGAACUGCGCGAGAAGCUGGAACCCUUGCGCACUGCAGCCAAGUAUGAGGCGGAAAACGUCGGUCAUGCCGUCAAUCAGAUCGCUCUUUAUUCGGAGCCGCUCGUCUCUGGUGCAAUUGGCGCCGCGUCCAACAUGGUGCAUUCGAAGCAGCAAAUGGUGCUACUGGAUCAGACGAAAACUGUGGCCGAGUCAGCAUUGCAAUUGAUCUACGUUACGAAGGAGUCCGCUGGUAAUCCAAAGGCCAUUGCACUGCAUUCCGAGGUGGAUGAAACUGUCGAAUCUACUAAAGACGCGCUUCAAGAAUUACAAAAUACUCUCGAAACUAUAUCUACGUCCGCGGGCAUCGUCACCGGCCUGAUCGAUACGAUUUCCCGCGCGAUGGUUAGACUAGAGGAUCAUCGAAUGUCUACUAUCGACACUGUGGAUUCUUAUGUGGAUUAUCAAACAAGAAUGGUCGAAGCUGCUAAAGAGAUUGCUCGCUUGGCGCAAGAAAUGUCGACCAAAUCUAGUACCGAUGUAGCCAGAUUAGGUCCCUUAGCAGUCGACAUAUCGCACAAAUACACUCAGCUUGCUCGCGACACUUCUGGAGCGUCCGCGGCCGCAUCCAAUGCUGAUGUGUCCGCUAAACUUCGUACCGGUGUCCAAGAACUUGGCCGGGCGUGCGCAGACAUCGUCCGCACUGCUGGCACCUGUCAGAUGUCACCCGGUGAUGCUUAUGCUCAGCGGGAGAUUGCGGAACACAGCAAAAUCGUAACUGAAAAAGUGUCGCAGGUAUUGGCUGCUUUACAGGCGGGUUCACGCGGCACUCAGGCAUGUAUCAAUGCUGCCAGCACUGUUUCUGGCAUUAUUGGUGAUUUGGACACCACCAUCAUGUUCGCCACUGCUGGCACUUUGCAUGCUGAGAACGAGAACGACACAUUUGCCGAUCAUCGCGAAAAUAUACUACAGACCGCCAAGGCACUAGUAGAAGAUACAAAGACGUUAGUCGCUGGAGCAGCAUCCUCUCAAGAACAAUUAGCAGUUGCAGCGCAGAAUGCGGUAUCGACCAUCGUUCAGCUCGCCGAAGUUGUCAAAUACGGAGCGGCUAGUCUGGGCAGUCAGAAUCCGGAGGCCCAAGUAAUGUUGAUUAAUGCCGUGAAAGAUGUCGCUUCUGCACUUGGUGAUCUUAUACAUGCUACUAAAGCUGCCAGUGGCAAGCCCAUCAACGAUCCUAGUAUGGCGCAUCUUAAAGAUUCCGCUAAGGUAAUGGUGACCAACGUGACGUCGUUGCUGAAGACAGUUAAAGCCGUGGAGGAUGAGCACACGCGUGGUACCAGAGCAUUGGAAUCUACGAUCGAGGCUAUAGCACAGGAGAUUCGAGCACUCAGCAGCUCAGAAAUUCAGAAGAGUAACGUGACCCCAGAGGAUCUUGUACGCUGUACGAAGAGCAUCACUCUAUCGACGGCGAAAGCGGUCUCCGCUGGAAACAGCUGCAAGCAGGACGACAUAAUUGCUGCCGCCAACAUGGGAAGAAAGUCUAUCAGUGAUAUGUUGACGAUCUGCAAGAGUGCAGCCUACAAUUGUGCCGAAACCGCCGAGUUGCGCGAUCGUACUCUUCAAGCGGGUCAUGAUGUCGCUAUCAAUUAUCGGGAAUUACUUCAAGCUAUUCUGCAAAUAUCAUCCAGAUCGGGCGACGCCAAACAUACUUUACCAGCAAUUUCUCGCAAGAUUGCACAGAGUGUGACGGAGCUGGUGGCAGUGGCGGAGCUAUUGAAAGGCAACGACUGGGUCGAUCCUGACGACCCUACGGUGAUUGCAGAGAACGAAUUGCUCGGUGCGGCCGCCAGUAUUGACGCAGCCGCCAAGAAAUUGGCUAGUCUGAGACCGAGGAGAAGCAUUCAGGAAACUAACGAAGACAUGAAUUUUGAUGAGAUGAUUCUGGAAGCCGCCAAAUCGAUUGCUGCUGCGACUUCAGCUUUAAUAAAAGCUGCUAGUGCCGCUCAACGGGAGCUCAUCGCGACUGGCAAAGUGUCACGUACGCCGUUGACCAGCUCCGACGAUGGUCAGUGGUCCGAAGGUCUCAUUUCGGCUGCUCGAAUGGUGGCAGCUGCUACUCAUAGUCUCGUGGAAUCCGCGAACGCUCUCGUUCAAGGCGUAAGUUCCGAAGAGAAGUUGAUCUCCAGCGCUAAGCAGGUUGCCAGCAGCACGGCGCAACUGUUGGUCGCUUGCAAGGUCAAAGCCGACCCUGACAGCGAGAGCACGAAGCGCCUACAGGCGGCCGGAAACGCCGUGAAACGUGCUACCGAUAAUCUCGUUCGUGCUGCGCAACAGGCUAUUCAGCAGGAGGAGGACAGAUCGUUGGUCCUGAACCGCCGUAUGGUGGGCGGUAUCGCGCAAGAGAUCGACGCACGCUCGGAGGUGUUACGAAUUGAGCGCGAGCUGGAGGAAGCACGAGGCAGACUUACCGCUAUUCGUCUAGCCAAAUAUAAGAACCGGUCGGAUCUGACCGAUGGUGACGGUGACAUAGCGGCAGAGCAGAGCGGCUAUCAAAGCUAUACCACCCGAUAUGAGACAAGGGCAUAUGAACCGCAAACUACACCCUCGCCUAUUCAAACGAUGAAUCACACUUUAGACCAGCUUCAAUCUACCACGCAACACAUUAGUCAUCAAUUCGGUGAUCGGCAGAAUCUGAUCAGCCCAGAGAAGGUACAUUCGACACAAAGCACGCUCGAGAGGAAGAUGAAGGACAGUCAAUAUCACCGAUCCAUCAUGGAUAAUCAGUACGGAUCCUUGGACAGAAAGUAUACUAUCGACAGUCAUCAAGAGAGGAGUCCGUACGUCGUUACUGAAAGGAAGAUUAUAACAGACAAUUCUCCCGGUCAGUAUAGUUCGAUCGAACGGAGGAUCAAUCAGGAAAGUUACAUCGCCGAAAAGAGACACGCAGACGGGAUCGCUUCGUAUGUGCCGCCACCGCCGCCUCAACACAUCUCGUAUUCGCCGAAACCUCCUUCGACCAUCCCCAAAAUGAUUCAAGAGCAAACUCCCAGUGAUCCAAAGUCUUUGCAAGAUCAGCAGAAAUAUCCGAUCGAUCGGUUUUCUAGCAUUAGCCCGAUGAGUACGUUCCGUUCCGAGAAGCAAGUGGACACUCAGCGAUUCGGUAGCAGUGUUCCGCAGCAUCAAACCUUCAAGAAUAUUGAAAGCAAGGUCAUCCCUGGCGGGAGAAUCGAAACUAUCACAACGAAGACGUACACAUCUACGCCUGGCAAGAGCAGCAGCUCCAACUAUGAGGCUGCAGAAGAGAUCAAAGAGUAUAAAACAUCUGGCAACGAUCUAUCAACGUUCAAAAGUUUCGACAAUGAUUCCGUCGAAGAACGCACGAUAAAGCAAUCGAUGCACAAAGUCACGGAGAAGAAAACCGUCACUAUGACGAUGUCGAGUCGGCAAGAAUCCAACACGAAGACCUUCCGUUAUGAGGAUAAGCAGUGAAAUCGAAAAUAAUAAGACGAAGUCCGCUCGCGUGGUAAUCGUCUAGAAAUAAUUUUAAGAAAAAUGACCCGUCUAAUUCGUAUGGCUUAAAAGAAUGCACUAUAGAAACGUGAUAAGAUAUAGCGCAAAUUUGUUUUAACAAAAUAGUCUGUCAAUUAAAAUCAAUAGUAUAUCCAGCUUUUUUACCGAUAUCAGAAUGAGAAAAAUUCGACAGUGAUAUUUGAUGUAUUUCACAGGAAUAAUGUUCAAUCUUGCUGAUAUUGUGCGUACAUACAAUUUAUCGUUUCGAUGCAAAAAACGAAGAGAAACGACAAAUUAUUUAUACGUAGAAAUGAAUAUAGAAAGUGCCCUUAGAUAAAUAUAACAGUCGUGCUUUCGAUCUGUAGCCUUACAAACUACGAUAGCUGUAUACAAACAAUGAUUUUACGAUGACGAAUAUUGAGAUUGCACGUAAUAUUACAUAUUUCGGAAAUAUACGAGAAUAAUUAGCUGUUCGCCUCUGUAUUCGCGCAGUAAGAUUUUUUUCGCUUACCAUACUUCUCGAAGAUAUUUAAACAUAUGAUAAUCACGCUUGGUUUAAUGUAGACUUUAAUUUUAUGUUUACUCAUUUACGGGUUAAGAAAACCACGAAUUAACAAGAGAAGCAACAUAUCAUUUUAAUUUUAUUAAUUUUUUCGAUGCCGCGCGGCGCCAAUAUCGGCCCGGCGAAGCACUGCUACUAUUAACACUUUCCGCUUUCUCGAUUAACCCUUUUUUUCCCCUUUCCAUUCUGGCGUCUCUAUUUAUUCCGAAUAUCUACUGUUGUCGCAACACUUUUUUUCUAUCUAUUUCAAUCCGACUCUUAUUACAGUUUCUUCUAGUGUGCGAUCUACGUGCCUGUAGGCGGUGGCUCGUUUUCGAUGAAUUUAUUAACAUAAUAAAGCUCAUAUUCGCGCGAGUCUAAUUAGACUUCCGUGAGUGAUCGAUUAGUGCAAUUGUUAGUCUCCUUUUUUGCGAAUAGACAAAUGUUAUUAUUAUAUAAAUAUUCGUAGUAUAUACGAAAGUCGGGAAAUCUCUGCGAUGUCUAAAGCUAAAGGUUCCAACAAGAAAAGUGCCUAAUAAUAAGUUCAAUGAGCUGCCGCUUCCUUUCUUAACGUAACGAUCCUAUAGGAGGUUUCUAAUAUUACCAAAAAAUCGAAUGCUUUAUUAAUAUGUUUAUAAUGGGACAUAGAUAUACCGAGAGCAAAUGGCUGACAUCAAAGCUCUUCUUCCAAAGCGAUACGCGUGUGCGUUUUCUUUUUUUUUUCUAUCGUUGUGUACCUUUUAAGAACAUCAAUUGCGAGUUUGUUUUUAAAUUCGCACAAACCGAUAUUUCAAUAAUAGCGAAACACUUGACAUUCUGUUAAUUAGUCUUGUCAGUUCUGCGUCUACAUUGUCAUUGUAUUAUAAAGCGAAAUAUGGAAGAAUCAUCAAUCUUUUUAUUGGAUAAUUGUCGGAUUUAGGCGAAAAUUGUGAGAUUAGAGACGCGCAAAGAAAUCGAAUAUUAAUAACGCGAUCGGUUUGUGCGGAUUUUUGUAUCUGAAGGAAUGUGCCAUGAUAUAUUAUGAAUGUACUGAACGAUAAUGUGAAUUAUAUAGGGUGAAUCAAAAUUCGCAGAUGCGAAAUGCACGCAUAAUUGUUUAUAUCAAAACGAACAACUUUUUUCUCUGGAAAAAUUGCUGAACAUUACUUUUACAUUUAAAUUAACGAAUAAACGCUUUAGAUUACGCUUGAAUUAGGGCACACACGGCAUAUGUGGUAUUUAAGCGUGUAUUUGACGCUAUUUUACUAGAAAUCUAAAUAUCAUGCAUAAUUCUUGUAAAACUUUUAGCGAAUUAAUAAAAUAGCAUACAUGCUCAAAUACCACAUAUAUCGUAUGCAUGCCGCUCAUGAUUCAAGCGUAAUCUAAAGCGUUUCUUCGGUUAGUUGCUCUCAUUUAAGGAUGCUUUGUAUGUACAAUCUCAGCAAAAAGUAGCUGAAAAUCAAUAUUGACGAAUAUAUCCACUUUUGAUGUAUUUUCAGUAUAAAAAAUUGCGUGGAAUAUUAUAAUUUGAUCUUAGCUAUAGUGCAGAGA
Molecule: messenger RNA, 11648 nt
Organism: Camponotus floridanus (Florida carpenter ant)
Lineage: Eukaryota; Metazoa; Arthropoda; Insecta; Hymenoptera; Formicidae
Gene: rhea
Product: talin-1
Exons: 14
Coding region: 875-9556 (2893 amino acids)
Biological process (GO): cell-cell adhesion
Cellular component (GO): plasma membrane; focal adhesion; cytoskeleton
Molecular function (GO): integrin binding; structural constituent of cytoskeleton; actin filament binding
Source: RefSeq, a predicted model, not a curated record